GACGCGCUGCCCACCGUGCGCCCGGGCUACCCCCGCUGCGGGGCGUGCGGCGCUGCGCUGGCACACCUGGUGCAGGUGUACUGCCCGCUGGGCGCGUCCCCCUUUCACCGCCUCGCCAACGUCUUCGCCUGCGCCGGGAGCGGCUGCUGGGGGCGGCCCCAGAGCUGGAAGGUGCUGCGCUCCCAGAGCUUGGAGGCACGAGGACAGGAGGCGCGGGGCUGCGGCUCGAAGCAGAAAGAAGAAUCUAACUUCUCUGCAAAGGACUGGUGUGCUGAGGCAGAUGACUGGGGAGGCUGCGAUGGAACAGAGUCUCCCACAUGUGUCCUUCAGAUGUUGGGCCUAAAUGCAAGGAUGAGCAGCUCUGCAUCUGGAGAAGCACAGUGUGUGUCGCAGCUCCAACAGCUUCACUUGUCUGAAGCUGCAGAUAUGUCAGGUUCCCUGAAUGUGGACCUCCAGCUCAGGGAGGAGAUGAUGAUGGCCACUUCAGCUCCUGUGUUCCAUCCCUAUUACAUUAGUGUUGUGGAUGAGGCAGACUAUGCUGGUUUCCUUGAUACAGAUCAUGCAAAUAAACUAUUGAAAGAGUAUCAGCAGAGAGAGGGUGUUGAUCUGGAACGUUUGAUGUCAGAAAGUUUUGCUGGUGAGGAUAGUAAUGAGAAGUAUGAGAAGAGUCAAGUCAGAAGUGGGGACCACUCGUUCCAUAAAUUUAUGAAAAGAAUCUCUGUCUGUCCGGAGCAGAUUUUAAGGGCAUUCGUUUGUAACUUUAAUCCAGAGAGUCGGAUGCAACCUGCCUGCUCAAGCUAUCGCAGUGUAGUGGCAGAACCUUCUCUGCCAGGUUUCCAGAACCAGGUGGAACUAACUGGCAGCUUUUUGAUGAGGAGAUACUCUUGGGGUGGUCAGCCAUUGUUCAUAACUUGUCCUCCAGCCAACUUUGACAACAGUAUUCCAGCCUGCAGUAACUGUGGAAGCAACAGAAUAUUCGAGUUUCAGCUUAUGCCAGCGCUGGUCAGCAUGCUGCAGAGUGAUGCAGAUCUGUCAGUGGAAUUUGGGACUGUUAUAGUUUAUACAUGUGAGCAAAGCUGUUGGCCAACAAAUCAUCAAACCCCUCUGGAAGAGUUUAUUUUCGUACAAGAAGACCCUGACCAGAAAUUAUUUAAAUAAAUUGUAUUUCUCUUCAUAGAUGGAAA
This is a messenger RNA of Numida meleagris (helmeted guineafowl), 1184 nucleotides long. RefSeq names its product programmed cell death 2 like (gene PDCD2L). The record is from RefSeq and is a predicted model, not a curated record. Gene Ontology annotation, cellular component: cytoplasm. NCBI's taxonomy places the organism in Eukaryota, Metazoa, Chordata, Aves, Galliformes, Numididae.